GGUUCCCCGUGACUCUAAACUGCUGUUAUAUACUCUUUUCUCUCUUCUCUCCCCUUCUCCUCACAAUUCCCACCCUACAACAAACCAUCCUCGUCUUCGAUUCCAUCUCUUCAAUCAAACUAAUUCCUCAACUCAAUCUUCAAUCAAACUCAACCAUCCGAUUCAAAUCCAUCCAUGGAUUCAUUCCAAGAACCAUCACACACCUCGCAAGAAUCCAAUCACAAAAAACGCCGCAAAAUCGGUGACACCACCGCCGAUCAAAGCUCCCUCACUCUCAUGCGGUGGAGAUCUGAAUCGGACCAAAACAACUACUCCAAAAAACUAAUCGAAGCUCUCAGCCGGAUCAACUCUCCGUCAACCACCAAACCUACACCCGCCGGUCAAGUCCGCGAAACCGCCGAUCGCGUCCUCGCCACGUCCGCCAAAGGAAGAACACGCUGGAGCCGCGCGAUUCUCGGAAAAUGGAAGAAACUCCGCAGACAUCACCGUAAAGUCAAGAAAGCUGCAACUGGAUUGAACAGAACCGGAAUCGUAAACCAGAGGAUGACGAGACGGUUACCGGCUGUGCAGAAGAAAACGCGCGUGCUCGGCCGGUUGGUUCCCGGUUGCCGGAAAGUACCUUUACCGAACCUUCUAGAAGAAGCUACUGAUUAUAUUUCUGCCUUGGAGAUGCAAGUGCGUGCUAUGACUGCUCUCGCUGAGCUUCUCGCCGGUCGAACAUCGGCGGGACUCGCCGGUCAAGUGCUGAGUUGACCCGCGCGCGUUGUUUAUAGCCUAGGCUAUAAUGCGCCAGGUGUUACUUAAUUUUUUUUUCUUUUAUAUUGUUUUUUUAUUUGUUUUUACUUUUCAGAUUCAUGUAUUUUAUUAUCGUGUACACUGUACAUGCCAUUUGCUUAUUCCUCCAUUUGUGUUCCACUGUCCUAACCUUUUUUUUCCUUGUUUUUUUAUUGUAUUUAAUUUAAUUUAAUUCAAUGUGAAUAUGCCACUAUUUUAAUCAA
Molecule: messenger RNA, 998 nt
Organism: Vicia villosa (hairy vetch)
Lineage: Eukaryota; Viridiplantae; Streptophyta; Magnoliopsida; Fabales; Fabaceae
Product: transcription factor bHLH149-like
Exons: 1
Coding region: 175-753 (192 amino acids)
Biological process (GO): regulation of DNA-templated transcription
Molecular function (GO): protein dimerization activity
Source: RefSeq, a predicted model, not a curated record